GAAAYAGCGCAACACAGUGCCACGGAUACUAAGACAAGGAUGGAAAUUAGGAAAUAGAGAGAAGGUGCCCAUAAUAAGAAGACAGUGACAGGUUUACAUUCAGGAUUAUGCAUGGUUCCCUUAGGCAAUAAUAAUAACCCACAUGCAAUAGAAACAUAGCCUAGUAAGGGGUGAAUAUUUAUUAUAAACGUUCCAUUUAUCGCAUGCUCRCUUCCUCUCGCAACUCUACAUUUUUCUCACACGUCUGCCUCGCGCGUAAUUGCUCACAAUCUCUCCCUCCCUCCUUCCCUUCUGCCACUCAGUCAUUCACCCACUCUCUCUCUCCGUACGCACACACGCGCUCUCUCACUUUUCGUGGGAGAAAGUAGGAAGGGGGAGAGAGAACGAGAGAGAAAGGAGAGGGAGUGAAUUCAGGUCUCUCUCUGCUCUCUCCGCUGUGGGCACUCAUAUCCACUCCGCUGACUCAAUGGGGCUUUAGCACUUGGAAUAUAACAUCAAAUAUUUAUUGAUCGUACCCCUUUUACUAUUUAAAUGUUGUACAUAGCAUAGGUAGAUAUAGGUAACUUAUUAAAUAAGCGUUAAGAAGAGGUAAAAUACGUUGUUUUUUUUGCCUCACAGAAGGUCCAGUCGAAAUUCUCUUCCACUGUCUUUCUGUGAGAGACGAUAUCUAAUUUGAACAUAUCCGAUCUUAAAGUCCAGCGUCAAACAACUACAAAACAAUGGAUAUUCGAGAUUGCCCUUUUCGGAAGAAGCGGAGACCAUGGCGCGUGGACCUUUCCUCUUUUGCCUUGGUAACUCUGGUGCUCGCGCUGUGCCAACUACCCGUGGCUCGAGCAGAUCCAGUGGAUGUGUUGCGGAUGCUGCAGCUGCCCUCUCUCCCCGAGGGGGUGCGYAAGGUUCCAGGCUUCUGCACCUCCCGCCGUGCCGGCUCCGCUGACCAUGCCUACCGCAUCACCAAGAAGGCCCAGAUCUCUGCCCCUACCAAUCAACUCUUCUCAGGUCGUUUCCCAGAGAACUUCUCCAUCAUGGCUCUGGUCAAGGCCCAUGCGGGCCUCCAGGCCUUCCUGUUGUCCAUCUACAGUGAGCAGGGUGUCCAGCAGCUGGGUUGGCUGGACGCUUCCCCUGUCUUCCUGUACGAGGACCAGAACCGGAGGCCCGCGCCCGAGGACUACCCGCUCUUCAGCGGCGUCAACCUGGCGACGCAAGUCAGUAACAACGCGUGGCACCGCAUCGCUAUCUCCGUGUCGAAGAAGAACGUCACCCUGCUCCUGGACUGUAAGAAGCGCAUGACCAGGGCCCUGCCCCGCAGCAAAAACCCCGUGGUGGACACCAAGGGCAUCACCGUGUUCGGAGCACGCCUGCUGGACGAGGAGGUCUUCCAGGGUGAUAUCCAACAGCUGCUAAUCGCAUCCAACCCUCAGGCUGCUUAUGACUUCUGUGAACACUACAGCCCUGACUGUGACUCCCCUCUACCCAAAACCCAGUCCCAGGACCCCAACACAUACAAGGAUGCCAAUGGCAAUGCUGACAAACGCAAACCUGUAGUGGUUAAGGCAGAUAAACCUGUAGUAGUUAAGGCUGCAAAACCUGUAGUAGUUAAGGCUGCAAAACCUGUAGUAGUUAAGGCUGCAAAACCUGUAGUAGUUAAGGCGGCAAAACCUGUAGUAGUUAAGGCGGCAAAACCUGUAGUAGUUAAGGCGGCAAAACCUGUAGUAGUUAAGGCGGGAAAACCUGUAGUAGUGAAGGCGGCAAAACCUGCCCCCUCCAAACCUGCGAAAGCAGAGAUUGCCAAGCUUGAGGCCAAAGCUGCCGCACCUGCCACAGCCAAACUAGCUAAAACCAAACCUGCUGCCGCCAAGCCCACCAAAGCCAAGCCUUCCCCGGCCAAACAAGCCAAAGCCAAACCAACUGCAAUUGAAGUCCUCCUGGCCAAGAUCAAACCCACUGCAGUCACACCAGUGGCCAAGCCCACACCUGCCACAAAAAAUGGCGGUGAAAAAAAAGUCAAUGGCAAACCUGUAGUAGAGAAGAAACUAAAUGGUAAUUCCAAGGUCAAUGGCAAUGCCAAACCUGUAGUAGAGAAGAAACUAAAUGGUAAUUCCAAGGUCAAUGGCAAUGCCAAACCUGUAGUUGAGAAGAAAGUAAAAGGUGAGGCUAAAGUUAAUGGCAACGGUAAAACUGCUGAGGAUAAGAAAGUUAAUGGUAAUGGUAAAAGCGGCAGUUACAAAAAAGCUAAUGGCAAUGGUGUAGAAGCAGCAAAACCUGAAACCACUAAAGCCCGGCCAGAAAAGAAAGUCACUAAAGUUAAAAUAGAAAACACUGUGGUCACCAAAGUGAAACCAGCAAAACCAGAAACCGAAGUCAAAGUUAAAGUAGUAAAAACUGAGAUCACUAAAGCCAAACCAACAGUGUCAGUUGUCAUCAAAGUUCCWCCCUUCAAACCUGCACCAAAGAAAGAGCUGCCAGAGAAAACCAAGGUGGUGCUUGAUGUAAAUAACAUCAAAUCGAUGACCAAAAAAAUGCCUCCCUUUGGCAAGACUGCACUCAGUGGCACCGUCGUCCCUGUGCCGGAAAAACCAAAGAAGAAACAGGGCAACGGUUAUCAACAGGAUGUAGAAACUGCAAAUUCUGAGGCUGGCCACACCCCUACAGAGUCGGAUUAUUAUUAUGAGGAGGCGGUCCUACAGCCAGAGAGUGAGGUGAUUGGACAAGAAGCGACCACUGGCCAGGUGGAGGGAACGUUGGUGGCAGAGGAGGUAGAGUUGGCCAAGGCAGGGGGUGAGGUCGAGGCCUUUACUGAGGAGUAUGUGACUGGAGACCUGGGCAUGAAGGAAUACGAUUAUUCCUACAAGGACUACAACGAGCCCCUGCCCGAGGGAGAGACCGAGGGCAACAUGGGCCCCGCCCUGUCUGCUGUGAGAGACGAGGGAGGCGCCUCAGUGAGUGCCGUAAAAGGCGAGAAGGGAGAGCCUGCUGUCUUUGAGCCUGGUAUGUUGAUUGAGGGACCUCCGGGACCAGAGGGACAGGCAGGUCUCCCCGGACCUAAUGGCCCAUCUGGCCCUCCUGGCUCUGUCGGUGAUUCUGGCGAGAGGGGCCUCCCUGGAAAGGCUGGUAUCGCUGGUGCCGAUGGUGUGCCAGGCCCCCCUGGAACGUCCGUCAUGCUGCCCUUCCGUUUCGGAAGCAGUGGAGGUGACAAGGGUCCCAUGGUCUCAGCGCAGGAGGCCCAGGCUCAGGCCAUUCUGUCUCAGGCCAGGCUGGCUCUGAAGGGACCACCCGGACCAAUGGGCUACACUGGACGCACAGGACCCCUGGGUACCCCUGGAAGUUCUGGUCUGAAGGGUGAAGGUGGGGAUCAUGGACCUCAGGGCCCCAGAGGACCACAGGGUUUGAGCGGACCUCCCGGCAAAUCAGGAAGAAGGGGUCGUGCUGGAGCUGAUGGAGCCAGAGGCAUGCCAGGAGAGGGUGGGCCUAAGGGUGACCGCGGUUUCGAUGGCCUGCCUGGAUUGCCUGGGGACAAAGGACACAGGGGUGAUACCGGAGGAUUGGGACCCCACGGAGGUCCUGGAGAGGACGGAGAGAGGGGAGACGACGGAGACAUCGGACCCAGAGGACUUCCAGGUGAACCAGGACCUCGUGGUUUGCUCGGUCCUAAAGGUCCCAACGGAAUCUCCGGACCUCCUGGUGUGCGUGGAAACGACGGGCCCCACGGUCCUAAAGGAAACCUGGGUCCCCAAGGAGAGCCAGGCCCCCCAGGGCAGCAGGGUACCUCAGGAACCCAGGGAAUGCCAGGACCACAGGGAGCCCAUGGGCCCCCAGGAGAAAAGGGCCCCACAGGAAAACCCGGUCUGCCAGGCAUGCCCGGAGCCGACGGACCCCCUGGUCACCCAGGAAAGGAGGGACCUGUUGGCACCAAAGGAAACCAGGGUCCCAACGGUCCUCAGGGAACUAUUGGCUAUCCUGGCCCUCGUGGCAUUAAGGGAACUCAAGGUAUCCGGGGACUGAAGGGUCACAAAGGAGAGAAGGGAGAAGAUGGCUUCCCUGGAAUCAAAGGAGACUUUGGUGUCAAGGGGGAGAGAGGAGAGGGUGGAGUGCCCGGCCCCAGGGGAGAGGACGGUCCUGAGGGGCCAAAGGGCCGUGUUGGCCCCCCUGGCGAGCUCGGACCCAUCGGUCUGGUCGGAGAGAAGGGUAAACUUGGUGUUCCUGGACUUCCUGGCUAUCCUGGAAGACUUGGACCUAAGGGCUCCCUCGGUUUCCCAGGAUUCCCUGGAACCAACGGCGAGAAAGGAACAAGGGGCCUGAUUGGAAAGUUGGGACCCAGAGGACAAAGAGGACCAACGGGCCCCAGAGGUCAGAGAGGAUCGAGAGGAUCUACUGGCAAACCAGGAGCCAAAGGUACAUCAGGAAGUGACGGCCCAUCUGGUCCACCAGGAGAGAGGGGACUGCCCGGACCUCAAGGAGCAAACGGUUUCCCAGGGCCAAAGGGACCUCCCGGACCACCAGGAAAGGAUGGACUGCCCGGACACCCUGGACAGAGAGGAGAAGUUGGAUUCCAAGGAAAGACUGGGCCACCCGGACCUCCAGGUGUUGUUGGACCUCAAGGUCCCUCAGGAGAGACAGGCCCCCUGGGCGAGCGCGGUCACCCCGGGCCUCCAGGACCACCAGGCGAGCAAGGACUCUCCGGACCCUCUGGCAAGGAAGGAACUAAGGGAGACCCUGGUCCCCAAGGCGGCCCCGGCAAAGAUGGACCCCCAGGACUGAGAGGCUUCCCCGGAGAGAGAGGAAUGCCUGGCACCCCGGGAGGCGGCGGACUAAAAGGAAGCGAAGGCCCAGCAGGACCUCCCGGAACAGCUGGAUCCCCAGGUGAGAGAGGACAGGCAGGCAGCGGAGGCCCCAUCGGACCCCCAGGAAGACCUGGCCCCCAGGGGCCUCCAGGACCAUCAGGAGAGAAGGGAGUGCCUGGUGAGAAAGGUCCGAUCGGCCCGGCUGGUCGUGACGGUGUCCAGGGCCCAGUGGGUCUGCCAGGUGCUGCCGGAUCCAUCGGAGUUCCAGGAGAGGACGGAGACAAGGGUGAGGUUGGAGAGCACGGCCAGAAGGGAGCGAAGGGCGGCAAAGGAGAGCAUGGUCCUCCCGGUCCACCAGGGCCAAUGGGUCCACUCGGUCAACCCGGCGUUGCUGGAGCUGAUGGAGAACUAGGAGCCAGAGGUCAGCAGGGGCCAUUUGGGGCCAAGGGAGAUGAAGGAUCAAGAGGAUUCCCAGGGGCCCCAGGUCCCAUUGGACUGCAGGGAUUGCCAGGCCCAUCAGGAGAGAAGGGAGAGACGGGAGAUGUCGGACCAAUGGGUCCACCUGGACCCCCAGGACCCCGUGGCCCUGCUGGUUCAAGCGGCGCUGACGGUCCWCAAGGUCCUCCUGGUGGUGUGGGUAACCCUGGAAACCUGGGAGAUAAGGGAGAGCCUGGCGAAGCUGGACCACCUGGAAUCGGAGGAGAGCCAGGAAAGAAGGGCCCACGUGGAGAACACGGAGACAAGGGAGAGGCGGGACAACCUGGUACUUCUGGCCCUGCUGGUGGAAGAGGAGGCCCUGGAGACGACGGGCCCAAGGGAAACCCUGGCCCUGUUGGUUUCCCUGGCGACCCCGGUCCCCCUGGUGAACUCGGUCCCGGAGGUCAGGACGGAGCAAAGGGAGAGAGAGGAGAGGACGGUGAACAAGGACAAGCUGGAUCUCCUGGACCCACUGGUGAGAACGGACCUCCUGGUGGACCAGGAAAGAGGGGUCUUGCUGGAACGAGAGGACCAGAGGGACGACAGGGAGAGAAGGGAACUAAGGGAGAUCCAGGUGCCAACGGACCUCCAGGAAAGACAGGCCCCGUCGGACCUCAGGGUCAACCAGGCAAACCAGGAACUGAGGGUCUGAGAGGACUCCCUGGAUCAGUGGGUGAGCAAGGUUCUCCGGGCCUUUCCGGCCAGAAGGGACCACCCGGACCGCUGGGACCGCCAGGUUUGCCAGGACUGCGUGGCGAGGGCGGUGACAAGGGAGAGAAGGGCCACUCGGGUCUGAUUGGUCUGAUUGGGCCCACCGGAGAGCAGGGAGAGAAGGGAGACAGGGGACUGCCAGGUCCACAGGGGACACACGGAUCCAAGGGAGAGACUGGUGUUUCUGGAGGCACUGGGCCCAUCGGUCCUGGUGGCCCUGCUGGUAUGCCCGGUCCCGAAGGUGUGAAGGGAGCUAAGGGUUCUACAGGAGGAGCUGGUCCCAAGGGAGAGAAGGGUGUCUCAGGCCCCCCCGGAUCUCCAGGUCCUCCAGGUGAAGUCAUCCAGCCAAUGCCCAUCCAAAUCUCCAAGAAGUCCAAGCGCUCCAUCGACGCCAGCCGGAUGCUGUUUGAGACAGACGCAGAGUCGGCUGCAGCCGACGCCACAGGCACAGAGUUCCUGACAGGCAGUGAGGGCAUGGAAGAGAUCUUCGGCUCACUGAACUCGCUGAGACAGGAGAUCGAGACCAUGCGCUUCCCUCUGGGCACCAAGGACAGCCCCGCACGCACCUGCCAGGACCUCAAACUCAGCCAGCCAGAGCUCAAAGACGGAGAGUAUUGGAUCGACCCCAACCAGGGUUGCUCUCGCGACUCUCUCAGGGUGUUCUGCAACUUCACCGCCGGUGGGGAGACGUGUCUGUACCCCAGUAAGACCGUGGACACGGUAAAGCUCAACUCUUGGACCACGGAGAAACCAGGCUCCUGGUACAGUGAGUUUACAACUGGCAGCAAGCUUUCGUACGUGGACUCUAAUGGCGAGCCGAUCGGCGUGGUCCAGUUGGGCUUCCUGCGGUUGCUGAGUGUCCAGGCCCGCCAGAACUUCACCUACCACUGCCACCGCUCCGUGGCCUGGGCCGACCGCACAGCCAAUAACGGCCACAAGAGGGCGCUGCACUUCCAGGGCGCCAACGAUGAGGACCUCAGCUACGAGACCAGCCCAUACAUCAAGGCCCUGGUUGACGGCUGUUCUUAUCGUAAGGGCUUCGACAGGACAGUGGUGGAGGUGAACACACCCCAGGUGGAGCAGCUUCCUCUGCGGGACCUCAAGAUCACAGACUUUGGGGAGAGCAACCAGAAAUUCGGCUUUGAAGUGGGACCUGUCUGUUUCCUGGGCUAAAACACCGUGCAGAGAAAUGAGAAACACCUACACAUAUAGAAUAUACACUUACACUGAUGCACACACACACUCUGUCAUACACACACACUCUGUCACACACACACUCAUGCACUUAACACAAACAUUGACACAUUUACAUAGACAUGGCAAUAUACAGUACAUGCCCAGUAAUUUGAACAUUUAUUUCAGGACAUCAAGCACACUCACAUACACAAACACACACACACACAAAUACUGUUGUGAAACGGACAUGCACUCACUCAAGUACAUGCCCAGGGGAUAACAUCUCCCAAUUAGAAAUGGACGAUAAGAGAAAAGUAGAACGCAAACAUUCUCGCAAAGAGGAGACCAAAGAUCGAUUGCAAGAAUGAGAGAUGGCGUUCAGACCGUCAACAGAAUAAAACAGUGUUCUUUUCCAACGAACAGCUGGGUCAAAGACCCGUCUCCUCCUUCCGUACACGCCAGAGCCCCCUGUCGCGGACCCCCCUCUCACUCCUCUCUCCUUCCCGCUGUCUCUCUACCGAGUUGUCUCAGCCACUCUACCUCUCUGCUUCGCCCUCACCACACACUUGUACCUCUCCUGCAUCCAAGCCCCACCCCAUCCUACGCCUAAUUUUCUGCCUCGCCGCAUUAAGGGGAAACCAAUGAAGGAAUGGGAGUUCCACGAAGGCCUGGCGGAUCAGAGACGACCAGGAAAGUCUACUGUACGUCCAUGUUGUCUAGCGAAGUGAAUGUUCUCUUCAUCAUCUCCACAGGGAAAUUCUAUACCAAACAAACCAACCAUGCCGACUAACAUCACAGUUAUCCUAAAGCAGGUCAAAUACAAUACAGGCGGAUGAAUAGAAACGUUACGGUGCUUUGUGGAGAUGGAGUGGAAGCAAAGCUGUGAGAUCUCUAGCUUUAACGCGGCUUUAACCUAAGGUGUGACUAUGAACAGCUCUUUACUCAAUACUGUAAUAAUAUAGUCCUAACAGCAACGUACUGUCUCUGAACUGUAUGGCUGUUUAUUAUUGGGCCAAUAAUGUUGCAUGCAAUGGGACGGAAGGUUGUCUAUGCCUUCUCCAAGUAUCAAUGAAUCAAAAMCCAUUAACCUUGUAAAUUGUACUGAACUUGAUGUGUGGAACAUUUAUUUGUAAUCAUUGUCACAGCUGUCAGACAGGCCAGAACUGUAGUUCCUAGACAAGCGAAUAGGCCAGAAUGCCAUCAAACCAGUCCAGUACUUACAGGUGUGAUGCCUGGAAUUUCAUUAUUGUUUUAUGUAGAGCACAGGGUUACAUUCCAGGAUUUGUGACAUUCCGUCUCUUUUCAAGCAGGGAAGGUAUCAGGGUUAAAUGUGUAUAUGAGCUCAAUAGAUGACGACCAAACGUUCUCUCUUACAGCGGUGAAUAAAUGCAUGCUUUCAAAAACUGUGGCAAGGUGCUAAUUAUACCAAAGCGUUAAUAUAUUCAGCGUGAAUAAUUCAAGUUUGUCUCCAUCACAGCCACACGAUGUUGUCACCAGUUCUCCGACUGGAAAUGUGCAAUCGAAUCCAUUUGUACAGACAUAGUGAUAUUCUAUUGUAUUUAUUGAAAACAAGCAGGGUGCUUCAAACAACGACAAACCAAAUAUGACAGUCGAAUGUGGUAUUUCAUUUUGUAUUUAUUUCCCGUAGUUCUCACUUGACGGUCUUAAAACAAUUAAAUACAUAUUAAACUAACACUAAACCGAGUUAUCUGUGCACACCCCCUUGGUGUAUGAAUGUCAACAGUUCUGGUGGGGGGAAAAACGAACAUAUGUGGCCAUAUCUCAUUGUAACCAUUUAGCAUUCAUCGACUGUACUGUGCUGUUAUGAUUGCUUCUAUUGUAAUGAUUAAAUGGUGACUCUCCGUUGCGGUUUGCCACUGCUUGGCUGAGCUGUGCUGCAGGAGUAUGGCGAGGGCGACAAACAGAUACCAGGAUUCUACGGUUGUGAGAAUACAGCGGGCAGGGGACAGCUAGCGGGAGGGAUGGAAAAUUCUAGCAACCACGUGGGCAAAUAUUACAAAAAUUUUGUUUAGAAGUAAUGUAAUGUGGCUAUGGGGUUGUAUAUCAUUAUGGGUAWUUUGGUUUGUCUGUUUUGGUUGGGUUUUUCUUUUGAUAUUGUAGAGAAGGGGGGAUUGACAAACUAAAACCUGAGGUGAUUCUCGAGAGAAAAUUACAUCGAUUGGUUUGUUUUUUUGUUAAAGACAAACAAAUAUUUCAACAAAAUAUGGUGCUGAAAAGACAAAAAGUAUUAUUUUAUAAUGUAAGUAAUUUUAAAUGUUUUGUUUCUGUAAUAUAUCAUCUUUUUAAAAAUAGCUUCUUGACUCCCUUGUGUUUUUUCCUAGUCCCUCUGUUUCAUCCUCUCUCAACUGGCUGGUGUUGCAUGUUACCCAGAGCUACACAAUAGCUAGUCAUUAUUUUAUUUCUCUCUUCAUUCUGCAUACAGCAGCUCAGACAGCUGAAUAUAACCACAUCAUUCACAAUCUCCAGUGAACUUACCACCUGUGUGUGAACACAGAAUCAGUCAGAUCCCAACCUUAUUUCCACUAUAUCACCUCACGAGCCCCCCCCAAAAAAUCACUUCUAGUGUUUACACCUGUUUGAUUCUGAUCUAUGGCUGGCUCCCUCUCCCUACCCUUUUCCCCUCUACCGUCCACUGCUCAGUGUUGUUUUCCUUCUGUUUUCUGUUAGUUUUUGUUUUGCUUUAGUUUCACUGUCUUGGUUUGUUCUUGGCUUGUUGUUUUCUGUUCAACGUCUCCAAUUAAACCACAUGCCAACGCAUUUUCUCUGUGUGCAUACUGUAUUCA
Molecule: messenger RNA, 9949 nt
Organism: Salvelinus sp. IW2-2015
Lineage: Eukaryota; Metazoa; Chordata; Actinopteri; Salmoniformes; Salmonidae
Product: collagen alpha-2(XI) chain-like
Biological process (GO): collagen fibril organization; cartilage development; sensory perception of sound
Cellular component (GO): collagen trimer
Molecular function (GO): extracellular matrix structural constituent conferring tensile strength
Source: RefSeq, a predicted model, not a curated record